AUAAAAAAAAGAACUGCUGUGUGAUGCGCUAUACAACUGCUGGCCAGCUCUGGAACAUCAUAGCACCAAGGGAGUUUGUUGAUUUCUCUUACACUACAAGCUAUGAAGAUGGGCUUCUAACAUGUGGUAUAAGCCUGGACUAUGGAGAGGUGACACCAAACUUUGUCCGUGGAUUCAAUCACCCUUGCGGUUGGUUUUGUGUCCCUCUCAAGGACUCUCCUGGCCACAGUCUUUUGACAGGCUAUAUCCAGACUGAACUGCGAGGGAUGCUGCCACAGUCUGCAGUAGACACUGCCAUGUCUAGCACCCUGGCCAAUUUCUACUCUGACCUCAAAAAGGCACUCAAAGCGUAGACAAACAGUGAUUUAAAAGUCAGCGCAUUCCUUGCAAUCAGAUUAUGUUGUUUAGCUUAGCAUAGGUUACCUACUAAAUUGAGGUAACACUCUUCCUGAAUGACACCUGAACCUUUGUUCCAAAUAACUUUAGCAAGUGCUUCCUGAUGUGAUCAUUGGCAUACAUUCCCAGUGCACAGUGCAAGAUGCUUUUUGCUGCUCAGCACUGUGCAUCUUUGUGAGAAUAGCCUGAAUCUCUAAACUGCCAGCUUCCUCAGUAGAAAGCGCAAGAUGUGUGUGUGGGCUUGAAAAAUGCAGUGUGAGCUCAGCUCUCUCCAGCAGUUUUGGAAGCCAGGUGCUCAGGAUUUUGAUGGUGCAGGUUGCU
Messenger RNA from Agelaius phoeniceus (red-winged blackbird), 717 nucleotides. RefSeq names its product StAR related lipid transfer domain containing 4 (gene STARD4). The record is from RefSeq and is a predicted model, not a curated record. Lineage: Eukaryota; Metazoa; Chordata; Aves; Passeriformes; Icteridae. Gene Ontology annotation, cellular component: cytosol; endoplasmic reticulum. Gene Ontology annotation, molecular function: cholesterol binding; cholesterol transfer activity. Gene Ontology annotation, biological process: intracellular cholesterol transport; cholesterol transport involved in cholesterol storage; cholesterol import.